Gastrolobium bilobum is the source of this 663-nucleotide messenger RNA. RefSeq names its product secreted RxLR effector protein 161-like. The transcript is spliced from 2 exons. The record is from RefSeq and is a predicted model, not a curated record. The coding region runs from base 1 to 663 and encodes 220 amino acids. NCBI's taxonomy places the organism in Eukaryota, Viridiplantae, Streptophyta, Magnoliopsida, Fabales, Fabaceae.
AUGGAACCCGGUGUUAAACUUUCAAGAUAUGAUGGAGGAGAAAAGGUAGAUCCGAGUGUUUAUCGGAGUCUAGUUGGAAGUCUGAGGUACUUGACGUGUACGAGGCCGGAUCUGUGUCUGAGUGUUGGAAUAAUAAGCCGAUUUAUGGAAGAGCCGAAGUAUACUCAUUGGAAGGCGGCAAAGAGAAUUCUAAGAUAUGUUCAAGGAACAAUCUCUCAAGGACUUCUUUAUUCGAAGUCGGACAAUUACAAGCUGGUGGGAUAUUCAGACAACGACUGGUGUGGAGAUGUUGAUGACAGGAAUAGCACAGCUGGCUAUGUGUUUUUCAUGGGAAACACGGCCUUCACGUGGGUAUCGAAGAAGGAACCCAUUGUGACUUUAUCUACAUGCGAAGCCGAGUACGUUGCUGCUUCCUGGUGCGUGUGCCAUGCAAUUUGGUUGAGAAAUUUAUUGAGCAAGUUGGAGCAAGAGCAAGUCAGUUCAACUGAGAUCCGGGUUGACAACAAAUCAGCGAUCGAGUUAGCAAAGAACCCGGUCAAUCAUGAGAGAAGAGCAUCAGCACAAGAAGCAGCAAGAAAAAUGACUACUGCAAUUUUAUAUUGUCAAAGACUGGAACUUGCAGAUAAAAAUGCAAGAGAGCAUGGAGAGGGUGGGGGUGUGUAA